Pantherophis guttatus is the source of this 7385-nucleotide messenger RNA. RefSeq names its product inka box actin regulator 1 (gene INKA1). Gene Ontology annotation, cellular component: nucleus. Gene Ontology annotation, molecular function: protein kinase binding; protein serine/threonine kinase inhibitor activity. NCBI's taxonomy places the organism in Eukaryota, Metazoa, Chordata, Lepidosauria, Squamata, Colubridae. The record is from RefSeq and is a predicted model, not a curated record.
AGAGCGCCUGUCUUGUGACCUCCCUUCCCUGGGAACGGCUGCCUGCUGAAGGCUGUCCGGGCAGCAAGACGGGGCUUGCGUCUUCGGCGCCGAGUGAGUGAAGCGGUGCUUUGGUUUUUUUUUUCCGCCCAGAGCUGUCAAGCCCUCUCGCUCGCUCGUCUUGAGGCAGGCGCUGUACCGCUCCGUCCGCAUUCUGCCUAGUUUAGAGGAUUGCUAGCUGUAGCGGCGCACCGAUGUCGCUGUGCCUUCGGAGGGGCUUGGCUGGGAGAGCUGGCCGGGCUGCGGAGGAGACCAGAGCCACCGAUUGCAACCCUAGGCAGACUCCCCAAGGGGCAAGGGAGGGACCCUUACAUCUGAAGAUCUGGGCGCCGAAUCGGGCAGCCUGGUGGCGGGAAAAAAAUGCCUUCCGACGAUGCCUGAAGGUGUUGCUUCUCCCGUCUCCGACGGGCCUUGGCCCUCAAAAAAGAAGCUGAGAUUGGGAAGCGGUGACGAUCCAGCAAGGAUUUGAAUGAAUGAAUGAAUGAAUGAGCUGGAAGGGACCUUGGAGGCCUUCUAGUCCAGCCCAGGAUGAAGGGGAGAGUCGGAAGCGGGAUGGAUCGGCUGUUAUUCUGGGGAGAAAAAAUGUGGGAUUGAAUGGAGAGAAAAUUCCCCCACUGGCUGGUCCCGGAGAUUCUUCUUGAUCCUGGGCUGUUCCGGUGCCGGCUUUGAAACGUGUGACUAGGCUGAGGACCACUGAGUGAGGAGCAGGCGAUUUGUCCCUAUCCAAUCAGGGUCUGUUUCCAUGAUAAAGUGCAUCCAGGAAGUUGAAUCCUCCCGAUCAGUAAUUAAAUUUUGGUUAGAUAACAAUUGUUAUGUUGUCAAUUUCCACAUAACUGAGGAGCUCUCACUCCUAAUGCACGUGGAGAAAGCUUGCUUAGGGUCUGUUUUAUUUUGGUAGCCUUGCCCAGCUUCAUAGAAGCUUUGCUGCUGUGACAAACAGAUGUCCUGUAUUGGACAUCCUGAGAGCAGUCAUUAUGGACCACCUUAAGUUUCAUCUGUCCCAUCUCCAGCUGAGUACAAUGAAGAAAAAAUGUCCAUCAUCACAUAGAGCUUGCCCUCUAGUGCUCUGUAGAGACACUGCAAGCUAUAAAUGAAAGAUUGUUAUAGCAAUAGCGCUUAGAUUUAUAUACCGCUUCACAGCCCUCUCUAAGUAGUUUACAGAGUCAGCAUAUUUCCCUCACAAUCUGGGUCCUCAUUUUACUGACCUCAGAAGGAUGGAAGGCUGAGUCAAUCUUGAACCUGGUGAGAUUUGAACUGCCAAACUUCUAGCAGCUGGCAGUCAGCAGAAGUAGCCUGCAGUACUGCAUUCUAACCACUGCACCACCACAGCUCAUUAUGAUCUUGGGAUGUUUGUCUGAAAAAGAGUGGCAUUAUAGGAUUGGCUACAACUGUCCUGAUUUCUAAGAAUAUGUAUAAGAAAUGGCCAGCAUGGAAUUCAGUAGGUCUUGUGCUCUCCUAGGAUAGCACCACAGAACCCCCAGGAAUCUGUAGAUUUGAGCUGACCAGUGUCUUCCUGGAUUAAAUUCUAUUUGGUCAAUUGCUUUCUCUGUUUGUCUGCCCUUUUGUGGACCACAGCUACUACUUCUGCAUUGCCACAUUACAUUUCUCACAACACCACUGACUAGUGCUCUUCUGAGGCAUUGUAAGAACUGGGAAAUUAAAAUGAUGACUGGAAUUCCUGGCCUCAGGCCUUGGUAUGCUCAGUUUAGGAACUGGCAUACGUUGGUUUCUUGGGAUUCCAGCAGUUGCCUAAAAAUGCCAGGUGCUGAUACCAGGCCUGGAGUCUAUGCUAUUCGUUUUCAACUUGCCUUGAGCAUCCUUUGGGAAACCCAUCAUUUAGUGAGAGAAUUAAAAGACAUGAAUCUUGCUCCACUUUCAAUUCAUCCUCUUAGCAGACCCUUCUUGACCUGGUGUCCUUUGAAUGGCUUCAAGUACAGCCGCAUAAUUCCCAGCCAGCAUCAUUAGUAGUUGGGAUGGAUAGUCCUAGGGAGUGGAGAAACUGACUUAGGGCCCCCGUGGAGGACUGUGACAGGCCUAAUGCAGGAAGCUGGAUAUUCUGUAUCAUCUAAUAUCCAUGAUGAUGAAGAUGAUGCAGCUUCACAUCCUAUUGGUCUGAUAAGCUCCUUAGGUUAUCCAAAGUUAGUGGCACCCACUGAAGGUAGUGGUCACUUGCAUUUUUUGUAAUGAGCAUAAAAAUAUAAAGGGGAAAAAAAACUCAUGUUUUGAGAAGUCCUGAAGUGGUAAGUUUGGCUAUUAAAAGUGAUAUCAUGGUGGAAGGAGCUCUUUAGAUAAAUAAGGCAGAGAGAUGUAAUGGACGAUGAAAACCCCAUAACGUUUAGUGCAAUCUCUGCUUUGUAUUUAUAUGCGAUGCAAAAUUCUUGUCAUUCUUUACUGUCACCACAAAUGGGGUCCCUGUAAGGGGCUGAGCAGCUGCCAGAACCAUAUUGAGAAAUAAGCAGCAGCAUUAUUUUUCUUUUGGGAACAGGCAUGUGUGAUAACUCUGGUCUCUAAGCGCGGCCCUAUAAUCUCUCAGCAUGCGCCAGUCCAAACAUUAUUUCAUAGGCAAGUCUUCUUACCUUGGUGGAUCCAGGCAUGUUGGGAUACAUCUACCAUAUUUCCUAGCCAAUGUGGUAUCAUUCAGGAAGGCUCUGAGUUUGAUGAAGUUUUUCCCCCCUCCCCCGUGUGUUAUUUAGUCUUAUAAAUUGCUUCUUUAACAUUUUCUUGUUCUGAGAAAUGAGUACUUCUCCAACCUUAUGCUUUCCAAUCAUUUAUUUAUUUAUUAGAGGUUUAUCCCACUUUUAUUUUGGUCAAAAGCCUUGGUAGUACAGUGGUUUAAAGCACCCUGUUAUUAACACAGCUGCCUGCAAUUACUGCAGGUUCGAAUCUUACCAGGCUCAAGGUUGACUCAGCCUUCCAUCCUUUCUAAGGUAGGUUAAAUGAAGACCCAGUUUGUGGGGGCAAUAAGCUGACUUUGUAUAAAUAUACAAAAGUAUGAAGGCUAUUGCUUAACGCAUUGUAAGCCGCCCUGAAUCUCCGGAGAAGGGCGGCAUAUAAAUCAAAUUAAAAAAAAAAAAAUACCUCAGUGUGGCAUAAAUACCUAACACUCAUACCUCCUGUUUUCCCCAGAACAACCACCUUUUGAGAUGGGUUAAACUGGGAGAGUGUGACUGUCCCAAACUCAUCCAGCUUGUUUACAUGCUUAAGGGAGGACUAGAACGCAGAACCUCUUGGUCUUAGCCAAAUGGGCUGUCAUGUUGGGGAAACAAAAAGGCAAUGCUGGCUGAGAUUUCUGACAGUUGUAGUCUCAACAGACCUGGAGGCUAAAUGCGGAAGUCUAUUCUAAUCAAGGGGUGCAUGGUAGGCUGUCCCAAGGGGUCUUUUUUACCCUUUUUAAAAGGGUACCUUUAAGAAUUCACCACUCAAGAGCCAUGGUACACAAGGGCUGCUUCUCCUUGCCAGAUGCCAGAAAAGCCUACAAUAGCAGGCCCCUCUCUCCAUCACUAGAGCCAUGAGGAUAGACAGUCCUAUCAACCACUGGACUGGCCCUCUGGCCAUCUCUGAGGUUGAGGUAGUUGGUGCUUUGGGGCUGUUUUUUAGAGCUUAAUUUGGUUUCAGUUGACAACAUUCUAGUGCUGUUCUGUUUGUUUGUAACAAGCUGGCUUGAGGUUUUGGAAAAAUGCCAUAUACAUACCAUGAAUUAAUAAAUCAGGGUAGACGUUGGAACAUCUAAGUUUGAGUUUGAGUAUGUUUCUGGAAGCUGUUGCACAUAGGCAAGACAUGUUUUUAGGUAACUACUUAAAAACUCCGUUUCGAGACCAGUUUUACAUCUGUGAUUUAUUUAGUGAUAAUCUAAUUAUGAAAUUAUCAGAUCAAGGGCAGCCAAUCAUUUUGCAGCUCGUUGUGCCCCAUGUGGCUGUUUUAAGCCCAAGGCACAACACGUAAUCUUUUUUUUUGGUCUUUGUGUGGGAAGUGCUUUGUGCCAAGUGUGCACACGUGGCUUCAAGGCUUCUCAGUCAUAGCUGCUCAGGAAGAUAUCUUGUUUGUUUCCAUCUUUUAUUCUCUCUUGCCCAAGCUUAUCAAGGCAGUAUGGCAUGGAACAGAGCAUGGCAGCCUUUUCAGGGCAUCUGGGACUCUCAAGCUCUGGACUUUUGCUCCCGUUAUCGACUGAGAAACCAUUUUUCCCAACUUUGAAAUGGUCUUGGGAACCAAUAGAAUAGAAUAACAGAGUUGGAAGGGACCUUGGAGGUCUUCUAGUCCAACCCCCUGUUCUGGCAGGAAACCCUAUACCAUUUCAGACAAAUGGUUGUCCAAUCUCUUCUUAAAAACUUCCGGUGUUGGAGCAUUCACAACUUCUGGAGGCAAGUCAUUCCACUGAUUAAUUGUCCUCACUGUCAGGAAAUUCUUCCUUAGUUCUAAGUUGCUUCUCUCCUUGAUUAGUUUCCAUCCAUUGCUUCUUGUCCUGCCCUCAGGUGCUUUGGAGAAUAGCUUGACUCCCUCUUCUUUGUGGCAGCCUCUGAGAUAUUGGAACACUGCUAUCAUGUCACCCCUAAUCCUUCUUUUCAUCAGACCAGACAUACCCAGUUCCAGCAACCCUUCUACAUAUGUUUUAGCCUCCAGUCCCCUAAUCAUCUUUGUUGCUCUUCUCUGCACUCUUUCUAGAGUCUCAACAUCUUUUUUACAUUGCGGUGGUGACCAAAACUGGAUGCAAUAUUCCAAGUGUAGUCUUACCAAUGCAUUAUAAAAGUGGUAUUAACAUUUCACGUGAUCUUGAUUCUAUCCCUCUGCUAAUGCAACCAUUAAAGUGUUGAUUUGUUUCAGUCUAGAUUUUUGAACCCAGGACAGCACUUGGUUUUUGGAUGGCCUGCACAUCAGGAGAAAAAUAACACCUUAAAUGAAUUACUGCAUAUUCAAUUGAAUUGAAUAGAGACUGUAUGAUUACGUAUUUAGUCAGCUUUUCGGCAGUCCAUUUGAGAUGGUCUCAGGGGCCUGCGUUAUUACAAGGCUUGGGACAGGAUAUGGAGUCAUAUUCCACAGGAGAUGCUAGUCAGAUCAGGAGAAUUCCUUUUUCUUUCCAGCUGCUGCUCAGCUGGAAUUGUACGGAAGUUGCCUUGUUUCUUAAUCUCUUCCAUGCAAGAUUUGAAAAGAGGAUGUUUUUCUCUUAAAAUCCCACCAAUUGCUGACUCAGUUCUGUAAUGUAAAAGUCUUUUAUUGAUGCUGUUACUAGGAAGGGAGCAUGAAUGUUUCCUAGGCUUGAAGUGAAACUGAUCUACGGAGUAUGUAACAAAACAAUAUAUAAACUACAUUUUUUUAAAAAAAAAAUUACAUUCUUAGCCCUGGAACUGUGACUGAACUAUCACACCAAGACACAUUUGUUCUUGGUUUUGAGCUAGGCACUGAGGAUUAUUGUAUGCUGUAUCACCAGAGCAGCUAAAAUGAAUCAUUUUUUGUGACCGUGUCCAAAUUAUGCCUGGAGGAGCAGUGGCCUGUGGUAUAUCUUUGAUCUGAACUGCAAAGACUUUCAGAAAGCAACAGGAAGGGGCUCUGCAGAAGAGAGAGGAAAACAAAAUAAGAUACUAGGACUCUGCAGUCUUUGUAUUUGAGCCCACAACUCUCCCUUUGUCACUCUAGGAUUGAGAAAUAGGCAAAGCAAAUUUAUGGGCUUGUGACAAAACAUUUUCCCUGCCAGACUAGAGAAGACCCUCAGACAUGUCCUGCUUACUAUGAAGAAACCAGCCAGCCUAGCUUUUAUAUCUCUCCCUCACCUUGUGUCCAUUAGAGUAGGGCCUCCUUUCCUUUAGAGCACCUAGAAGGGAUGUGCUCCUCCUGGCCACUUCAUCUGGUCAUAGAGAUUUCUUACAAGAAAGGCCAAUUGGCCUUAUUCUGCCCCUAUGCGAACAUCUUGUCCUUUCUCUGGUGCUUGCUCUAGGAUUUCUAAAUCCUUGCUCUAGGAUUUCUAAAGCUCGUUAACUCCCAGAUGAACUUCACCUUUGCUUACACGGCGGCUGGUCCAGUCUUCCCCUCUGCCACCAGUGACGGUGGCCUUAUCGCCUGCCUUUUCCUCCUUGAAUGGCUGCUUGUGUAAUUCCUGCAGGCUCUCACACACCCUUUGUGUCAUCUUCUGCCGGGUGGGGCAACUCACCCACUGCAACAAGCUGCUGCUUGUACGGCUGGGGAUGGGCUUGGAACGUGCAGAUGUUGCUGAAAAGCUACCGCCUCGGGGCUGGGGGACCUGCCAAGACGAGACAGGGCAAAGGCUCGCGCGUGCGGCUCUGGCUCCCAACUCCACUCCUCAGCUAAGGCAGAUUUGGUGCCCCUCGCCUAACAAGGUGCCUGGGCUCUAGAGCUGGAGGGAGAUUCUUGGCAUGUAGUCGGCCCUGGAAAUCCUUGAUGUGUGGGACUCCUUAGGCACUUAGAAUAUGUGGACCAGCUGUGCAUGAAGGAGUCGAGCGAGGUGCUGCGAGGCCAGAUGCAGUGCAUGAUGCGGACGCUCCACGAUCUCAAGAGGGCUCAAGACCGAGAGCUGCGACUGGAACCUCAGGAGAUACGGCUACCCUCAGCUCUGCCUUCCUCAAAGUCCUGUAUCAGCCCACGGAUAUCAGCUAUCUCAGAAGCAGAUUCUGCCUGUUGCUUGGAAGGAGUUGUGGAAGAAGAGGUUGCUUUCUCCCCACCCAGCAGCGAGCGAAGUCUGGAGUUUGAUUCGGGCUAUUCAGAAGUAUCUGGGAACAGCUGGCGGGAUGAGGAAGGCCCUCCACCCCUGAGAGCCAGUAAGCUUUCCUCAGGGGGCUUCCUACGCCGUCGAGUGCCGGCCAGGAGGCCCCGGCCAAAAUCGGCUUCAGAUGCUUGCCUAGAGCGGUGGCGGGAUGGCGAACCCUCUGAUGCGGGUGACUGGACAGUGUCCCUCUUGUCCCAGAGUCGUAACCGGCAGCCUCUUGUGCUAGGGGACAACUGUUUUGCUGACUUAGUGGAGAACUGGAUGGACUUGCCUGAAGAAAGCGGGGAACGGGGGUGGCUGCAGCGUUGGCUGGCCAAGCCCCAUGGCUUCUUGCUUAACCUCUCAGGCAACGUUCGCCGCAGGCUGGCUGGCAUCUCCCGCACGGAGCGCACCAAGCAGGAUCGGGAUGGCACCAAGCGUUUCUCUUGCCCUGCCGGUCUGGAUGGGCGCCCUUCAUUACCCUACUUCCACCAAUCCCACGCCAACAUCAGUGAGCUUUCUACAGACUGUAGCAGCUUUGCUGCCCUAAUGAACUGCCGAAGUAGGCAGCCCAUCAUUUGCAACGAUGUGAUUGGCUACAUCUAGCUUGCCUUUUUUUAAUGCUUGUUUAUAAAUAAAUGCCUUUUUUUCUACA